AUGCAGGUCCAAGCUCAGAAUGUGCGAAUUGGCAUGCCUGCUGGAGUGCCAGUUUCCCGUGCUCGCACUGCGCAGGUGCGAUCAUUGUCUCCAGCACUGACUGCCCGAACAAGCGUUACGCUUGGACCAGUGCGGAUUAUGUCGCCGCACGCAUCACAUGUUCCGUUAUCCCCACAGCCAUCGCCAAUCAAGCCGAUUGCAGCGCCAAGACUGAGCGUGCAGCAGCCAGUCACAUUGUUGCCACGCAGCGAAUUGACAGCGUGGUUGUCUGCUGCGCGAAAUUUUGUUAUUAACACAGACUUCGAUGUGGGACCGUUGCUCGCGGACCGGAAGAGAAGUAUCACGGAGCUGAUGAACGUUAUGAAGGCAAACAGCGGUGGAAAGGGAACCAUACAGGCACUGGGAGACAAAAUUAUCUUGAGCAAACUGUUGGAGAAUCUUGGUGUUCCGCAGAUGCCAGUGCUGCUCUCUACGUACACCAAAGUGAACAAGGCAGAGGUCGAAAAACUUGUUGAAACCUGGACACAGAGCAGUGAUCCGGAUGCCUACGACGUCGUCGUCAAGCCGACUCAUCUUAGCAGCGCAACGGGUGCUGUGAUAAUGUCAAAGCCCAAGUGGGAAAAGGAGCAGUGGAGUGCUCAGAAGCUCAUUGAGCACAUGGAGACUUUCUUAGAGAAGAAGGCAGCCGACAGCGAGAGCGAGGCUCUCAAGUCGCUUGUUCCUGGUUUUGUUAUCCAGCCGCGAUACCGCUCGUCGGUCGGCUUCAAUUUUCCGCUGGAGCUGCGAGUUGUAACUAUCUGGGGCAAGGCACGCGUGGGAAUUUGGUGGUGGGGCCGCGUUGCAGAUCCGAAAGGGAAGCGAACCACUUGGUUGGUGCGGGUACCGAGAAUUGCUGGUCAACUUUCAGACGAUGAUGGCUGGGAGGUGAUCCACGAGCACGGAGGUCAAAACCGUGGCUUCGAGGUGUCGCUGAAGCUCUUUCGCGAAGCGAUGCCGGCCAUGUCGGCUGCAGCUGAGAAUAUUGCCACAGCUGUCGGCGCACCAUUCUUGCGUUCCGACUUCUUUGUCGGCAGCGAAGAGUGGGGAGUUCGCUUGAAUGAAGUUGCUUAUGGAAGCGGGGUGGACUACAAGCGUCGCCUCCCUGGUGGCACCUCAAAGCAAACUCGCGGUGGUACUUGGGUCGGUGGGCUGGUUGACGACGGCCCAGCCAUUGCAGAGAUCAUUCAGGAGGGCUUCAGGCUUUGCCAGCGUAGACCGCCUGCAGAGUUUCUGAAAGUGCUGGGAGCACGGACAGCGCUCUACGAGGCACCCACAAGAGGGAGAUCUCCAGACUCACGGCCAGCGGAGCCGCUCAUGAAGGUCGAGGCCGUUCCACAAGAGAAGCGCUCAAGACAACUUCCGGAUGAUGCAGUGCCUCCCGCGCAAACAUAUCAUGCAACCAGUGGCGCAAGGUUUCUCGACGGGUCGUAUUGUGUUAAUCGGAGGGCUCGCAACGGCAAGUCGUAA
Molecule: messenger RNA, 1506 nt
Organism: Symbiodinium sp. CCMP2592
Lineage: Eukaryota; Dinophyceae; Suessiales; Symbiodiniaceae
Source: the annotation of a GenBank genome assembly